This is a messenger RNA of Ceraceosorus bombacis, 3783 nucleotides long. Lineage: Eukaryota; Fungi; Basidiomycota; Exobasidiomycetes; Ceraceosorales; Ceraceosoraceae. The record is from the annotation of a GenBank genome assembly.
AUGACCGAACUUGAAGCAGUAAGCGCUCACGGCGGCAAGGCACAGGUGGGGAACGUUCAGUACAGUGGCACAGAGCAGGAUGCCUCCACCGGGCGAGACGCUGCUCGAAGUGCUAGUCAGCCUGACCUGCUAGGCGCGAUGCAGGCUCCACUGUCUCAUCCUGAUCACGAGGUCGAACAGGUACAGGCCAUCUCGGAAAGAGCACCCACAACGGUGUCAGCACCAGCCUCACCCACUGAGCCCGCAUCGACUCCCAAACUGCGAGAGUCUGAGCUGCCAUCCGAUACGGGCGCUGCUUAUGCUCUCAUAGGGCUUGGAAUACCCACCAGUGCAAGACCGAACGAAUCUCCGCCUGCGGUCAAGAGAGCUGCAACUUCUCCUGCCGUGCCUCAGAGUCGAGCAGAGCAGAACAAGAAAUUGAGUGCUGGCCUAGCUCCCCAGUCUCAGCACGAGACUGGCAGAAUGGGAGAGCUCAAACGCUUCACCUUGUGGGAGACCAGAACUGUGAGUGAAAGUCUGUACUUUACCCCAAAUUAGCAUGCAGAAGGCUUUGCUAACAUCGAGCCCCCCCGUGUGUGCCUGGGUAAUGUACGGCAGCGAUUUUACCUGGUCGCGUUCAAUACUUCUCAGACACGCUUUCGCAUACUCAAGAUCGAUCGGACGGCUCCCUCUUCGAAGAAUAGAGAGCGAAGCGCUGCAUCAGACGACCCUGCGUCAGCCUCCAAAGAAGGAGGCAGCGGGAUGCCAAGCAGCUCUUCUCAACCUCAGGUGCAGCAAGAUCAGUCGCAGAACCCCGGUGUCUCUGCUCCUCCUCCUGAUCAAAGAUGGGAGCUCAACAUCACGUCUGACCGAGUCGUGUACUCGCGGCAGCAAGUGACGGAAUUGUUGGAUAUGAUCAAUGAGGGCAACCGCUCUUCUGGCGGUCUGAAGGAGGUGGGAAGGUUCUAUGGGAUUGUGGGUUUCAUACGUUUCACGAUGGGUUAUCACAUGGUGCUCAUCUCGGCUCGGUCCGUAGUGGCGCUCAUUGGGGGUCACUACGUCUAUCAUGUAGAUGACUACAAGAUGAUCUCCGUCUGCCAUGCAAGUGUUCUUGCUAAUCUGCCUGGGAGGUCCAAGGCGAAAGAUGCGGAAGAAGCCCGUCUGAUCCACACUUUCAAGCAAGUCGACCUCACCAAGAACUUUUACUUUUCCUACACCUACGAUCUAACGAAGACUUUGCAGGAUAACUUGACGGGGAUCAGAGACGUCAAGGCGGAGGUGGGCGGAGCCGGACUCCCUUCGACAACUGCGUGGGGUCACAAUGAAAAGUUCGUCUGGAAUCAUCAUUUGCUCUUGCCCGCUUUUGGAAGGUCCAUUCACCUCCCAUCUCGCAGUGCGGGACCGAGUGCGCAAAUACCGCGCGCGGAGGAGGAUGCGGAUGCGGCAGCUGCUGAAUGGGUCUUGCCUUUGGUGUAUGGCUUUGUUGAACAGGCCAAGUUGGGCGUCAUCAACCGAACCAUACACAUCACACUUCUUGCCCGCAGGUCAAGGCACUUUGCUGGAGCUAGAUUCCUCAAGAGGGGUACCGACGAGCAUGGACACGUUGCAAAUGAUGUCGAGACCGAGCAAAUUGUCGCGGAAGGCCUCACUACGCCAUUCUACGCUCCCAAAGCUUCGGACGCCAAUCACAGCAAGGGGACGUGGGGUGCAAAUCCGAGAUUCACCUCCUACGUCAUGCAUCGAGGCAGCAUUCCCAUCUAUUGGACGCAAGAUUCGACGAACAUGUCUCCUAGACCUCCAAUCGAGAUCUCGGUCGUAGACCCAUAUUUCAGCUCUGCAGCGCUGCACUUUGACGACAUGCUGCGCCGGUACGGGUUUCCGCUCAUCGUACUCAACCUAAUCAAGUCCAAAGAGAAACAGCCACGAGAAAUGAAGCUGCUGCAAGCUUUCAGCGAAUGUGUCUCGUACCUGAACCAAUUCUUGCCAGAUGAUAAGCAGAUCAAGUACAUCGCAUGGGACAUGAGCCGCGCGAGCAAGAGCCAGGAUCAAGAUGUCAUUGGGGUGCUCGAGGACAUCGCGGAGGACACUGUUGAAAGCACAAGAUUCUUCCACUCUGGACCGGAGCCUUAUGCUUUUGAAGUUGGAGCAGGAAGAGGGCUCGACUCUGCCGGACCCAGGAGAGAAAGUCUGUUGCUGCAGCAUGGAGUAGCGAGAGUGAACUGCGUUGACUGUCUCGAUCGCACGAAUGCAGCGCAGUUCGUCAUUGGCAAAGCGGCGCUCGGUCACCAGCUCCAUGCACUUGGCUUACUGGACCACCCAAGUCUACCUUUCGACAGCGAUGCGGUGGACAUGCUGACGGAGAUGUAUCACGACUUGGGUGAUACAAUCGCCCUUCAAUAUGGAGGCAGUCACCUGGUCAACACCAUGGAGACGUAUCGAAAACUUAACCAAUGGACUUCACACUCGCGAGAUAUGCUCGAGGGACUCAAACGAUACUAUGCCAACUCUUUUGCUGACGCGGAUAAGCAAGCUGCAAUCAACCUUUUCUUGGGCGUGGAACCUGAGCACGAGGAGACCAGCAGGGUUGCUAAGGCCGCUUCGUCGAUACCUCAAUCGUUAUCUCGACGCCCUCCGAGACGAUCGUACCAGCAAUGGUACACUUCCCAGAACCUCAAACCAAGAGCGUCACUCGCACAGUACGAAAGACGGCUUGCUGAGGUGGCCACUUCGGACCUUGGCUUCUGGGCAGAGUACUAUAGACCCAGCCUUUUCACCGAUCUACUGCGGCACUACGCAUUCAAGAUGACUGCCGUGAAUCAAAGCCUCGUAUCAGGUUCAAACAUCCCUUCGACGGCAGCGUACGUUCAGGCUUCUAGGUUUGCUCAGGGUGCGUCGGGACACGGACGAAAGAGUUCCACAAACUCGACGAGCAACAGGAGCGUCAGCCUUGGUUCGCUCGCGGACACUCAGUCUGCGCUUCGGUCUGCUGUUCCUUUGAUGGAAAACGAUUCCUCUUUCACGUUGAUCAGCCCGUUCACUGCUCGCAUCGGUUCAGGCACCACUGUUCCUGCUUCGCCUGCGCGGACCGACCGCGCAAGUCAGCUCUCGACGUCUGGGAUAGCAGCAGAUUCGCAGCCGCGGGCCCUCAUGGGUGGGGUGAGACGAUGGAUGAGUCUGAAUAGAGGUGACCAUGCGAGCUCCAGCACCUCUCAAAAGGCCUCGAGAAUGAAAGGGCGACGAUCAGGUGCUCGAGGAGCUGGUGGCACUGGCUGGGGGCACGCCUCGACGAGCGAGUCCAAGGAAGCUCUUACGAUCUCGGAGAAAGAUGCUUGGCCAAUCUGGGGAGAUCCACAAUCUCAGGCCGUCCUCGGCGCCACACCAUCAGCUACGGCACUUCGAACCCUCGUUUCGGCUCUGAUCGCACCCGAGGUACCGGCAGACGAGGCGAACGAGUACGCGAAUUGGCUAGAGCAAUAUCGCGAGCUUUGUGAUCUUGCUGCCAGUCCUUCGACUCGCAUCGCCGACGAAGACGCAGAAAUCUAUGUGGCUCAAGCGCAAUUGGCCAACGGCGAUACUGAAGCCGUCGCGCGCUUCUCGAGCAUCAGGACGUGCAGUGAAGCAGCAAAUGGGCACGCGUCCAACGCGCUCGGAUAUCACGCCUCCGACGAGGAGCUCUUGCAGAGCGUGGAGCCUGCCCUAGCCGCUUAUGCUACUACCGCCUCCAUGUUGAAAAGCGGAGCUGCCUCCCUUCCUGCUAGCGAGAACAAGCUCCGCGCAUACAAGCGCUGGCUUGCCGGCUUCUAA